This is a messenger RNA of Phragmites australis (common reed), 617 nucleotides long. Its product is annotated as flap endonuclease 1-B-like. Bases 1 to 432 code for a protein of 143 amino acids. The transcript is spliced from 7 exons. The record is from RefSeq and is a predicted model, not a curated record. NCBI's taxonomy places the organism in Eukaryota, Viridiplantae, Streptophyta, Magnoliopsida, Poales, Poaceae.
AUGAGGCUGCUUACUGUUGCUGACACCGCUGAACUUUAUGCUAGAUUUGUGUUUGAUGGUGAGCCACCUGAAAUGAAGAAAAAAGAGCUUGCAAAAAGGUCCUUGAAGAGGGCUGCUGCUGCCAAAUAUCUAAAUAGAGCUAUCGAGGUUGGGGAUGAGGAUUCAGCUGUAGAAAAGAUAAAGGCUGUCAGGGAUAGAUUUUCCCCAGAGAGGUUGAAGCUUUUGACACCUGUUGCUAGCUUACCGGGAUCUGUUACAGAGAAGGAACCCAAAUGCAUACUAAGUUCCCCAGGACAAAGUCUGAAGGUCAGGUCUGCUCUACAAGUAUGCAAAAGCGCAAGCUCUGGUUUCAGAUAUGGUAGCUCAAAGCCAUUUAUGGUGGGGAGGCAAUCAGGAUUUCGUGGGAUACCUCAUGCUUUCUCUUUCAUCUAAAUCUGUAGCUGCUCUGGUUCUGAAGAGCUGACUGGUUGAAGCUGUAACUGCAGCUGCAUGAAGAAAGGAUGAUCACUUGAAAAAUUGUUAAUCUCAAACUACGACUGUAAUAUUUCCUUGUCGUGGUGUAACAUAGCUAAUCAACUACUGCAGUUCAUCUUCUCACAUCUAACACUGGUUACCGC